Molecule: messenger RNA, 1152 nt
Organism: Caenorhabditis remanei
Lineage: Eukaryota; Metazoa; Nematoda; Chromadorea; Rhabditida; Rhabditidae
Exons: 5
Coding region: 1-1152 (383 amino acids)
Source: RefSeq, a predicted model, not a curated record
AUGCGCCCAGCAAAUAAGCGAAAAUCGCUGACAAAAGAGGAAUUGCGUCGUCGACUCAUCGAAUCCCGACAGACUUAUAGCACCCGCCCACCGCCAUCAGCUAGACCGGAGCCACGUGUCUCAAUGGCACCGCUUCUCGGAGCCGCCCGUCCGAAACCUCCAGAUGUGCCACGUCGGAUUCAGAAGACGUCAAGUUUCCAGAGAAAAGUCGACGAAUUCGACGAUGAAUUCCGUGUGGAUCAGUCGUCGAUGGCGAUGAUAGAAUCGGGAAAUGUGGUGAUUCCGGCGAGAAAUCAAACGAAUUAUUUGUCAUCGGCGGGAAGACCGUCUUUAUUUGGGACGGCUCGGCCACGGAACACUAUUGGAGGAGGGAGGGCGCAGCUAAUGCAGCCGGCUAGAUUUAGAGCCUCUAUCGCUGUAAAUGAGCCACGCGAAUCGCUUUUCCCACUCGGAAUCAACAUUUUCUCGGCCAGUGAAUCACAGAGAUCAGAGGUGGAAGGAUUUCUGAAAGAGCGAAUCGAGGCGGCGACACCGGCGAAAAAGGGCGGCGGAGCGACGAUGGAUCCGAUGAAAUCGCAGAGAGUGCGAUUCAAAGAGGAGACGCCGACGAAAGGGGCGGAGUCUGAUGAGAAGAAGGAGAACGUUUCAGAUGACGUCAGUGCUGGAAAUGCCACGUCAUCAUCGUCGAUUCUGAUGUCGCCGACGACGAUUCGGGCGGCGAGGAAGAAAGCCCAUGGCUACGCGGCGACACCAAUUCCAGCGAAUCCACGUCGUCGGAUCGAUUUUGAUGUGGAUUUGACGAUGGAUGAGUCAAAGACGGUGACUUCGAUGGACAAGGAGAAUGAUGAGAAGUGUAUUCAGAAGAAGAUCGCCACGCUUCAGAAAAUCAUCCAAGAACUCGCCACCACCACCUCAUCACUCUCCCCCACCGAUUGGAAGUCGGUCGAGUCGAUUCAAGAGCAACUCGGCUCACUUUUAGCCAGCAGAAAACCAGUCGAAGUGCCGAAGAAGCCAGCUCUUGGACCAAUUUGUGAGGAUGAAGACGAGGAGGAAACGGAGCAAAUUUUGGAGCAAAAAAUGGAGAAAUUGGUGUUCAAAGAGCCGGCGCUACCUCUCCACUCGUCGACUGUGCACAAUCUUCAAACCAACUAA